Scophthalmus maximus (turbot) is the source of this 4781-nucleotide messenger RNA. Its product is annotated as anoctamin-8. The transcript is spliced from 18 exons. Bases 399 to 3533 code for a protein of 1044 amino acids. Gene Ontology annotation, cellular component: plasma membrane. The record is from RefSeq and is a predicted model, not a curated record. Gene Ontology annotation, molecular function: chloride channel activity. Gene Ontology annotation, biological process: chloride transmembrane transport. Lineage: Eukaryota; Metazoa; Chordata; Actinopteri; Pleuronectiformes; Scophthalmidae.
AGCUGACAUGAACGUGCCGCCACCCGCAGGACACGCACCGGGUUUCAUUGGCUCGUCGUUGUUGUUGUGUUUUUAUCAGACCUGCAGCCUGCGCGGUGUUCCCCCGAACCGUGUCGUCACCACACCACGCAGACACGACCGGUGCGCGUGACGUGAAGAUGCCAUGAUCACGUUCCUCCCCCUCCUCGUCAUCUGUCAGACACACUUGGCACAUGCAACGGCCAUGCGGUAAAGAGCGCGCCCCUCCGCUUUAAUGAACGGGUUCUCCCCGAGCCCCUUGGCCGCCCGGAGUGUUUGCGCUCCACCAUGCGGGCGGCGGGCCCCGGACGGCUGAUACCGAGGCGUCUGUGAACAGGAGCAGCAGCAUCAGCACCAGCACAGACGGGGCGAAGGAGAGGAUGGAGAGGACGACGCGAAGUGAGCAGCAGCACAGGGCGAGCGUCAUCCAGCAGCAGUUGACGUCCUCAACACCGUCCGGGGUGCUCGAUAAAUUGUUCGGUAAGCGCCUUCUCCAGGCCAGGCACUACAUUAUGUCUCGGAAGUCCUGGCUGAAGAUGGUGCCCACCGAGAACUGUGAUAUCAUGAUGACAUUCCCAGAUACCAUAGACGACCAGACUCUGCUGUGGCUCCUGAAUCAGAUUCGUGUUGGGAUCCCUCAAGUCAGCAUUCAGAUCCGACAGCAUAAACACACCAAGGCACAUGCCUUUUUCAUCACGACAACAUUUGAGAACUUACUGCGAGGAGCAGAGCAGAUGGGCAUCCACAAGGCUGUCAAGCCUCAAUACGGCGGCGGGAUGCGGCGCUUUUCCUGCGAGGAGGACAACAUCUAUGAGAACAUUGAGAGCGAGCUGUGCUUCUUUACCUCACAGGAGCGUCAGAGCAUCAUCAAGUACUGGCUGGACAACCUGCGAGCCAAGCAGGGGGAGGUGCUUCACAACAUUCACUUCCUGGAGGGCCAGCCAAUCAUUCCAGAGCUGGUAACUCGGGGGGUCAUCCAUCAAAUGUUCCCUCUUCACGAACAGAGGAUCCUCAACCAGCUGAUGACAUCUUGGGUCCAGGCUGUAUGUGAGAGGCAGCCGCUGGAUGAUAUCUGCGACUACUUUGGAGUGAAGAUCGGCAUGUAUUUUGCCUGGCUGGGUUUCUACACCAACUCCAUGCUCUACCCGGCUGUCAUCGGCUUUCUGCUCUGGAUACUAGCAGAGGCAGACCAGACCAGUCAGGAUAUCUGCUGUGUGGUGUUUGCCCUCUUCAACGUUGUGUGGGCGACGCUGUUUCUGGAGCGCUGGAAGAGGCGGGAGGCAGAGCUGGCCUACAGGUGGGGCACUCUGGACACCCCCGCCGAGUCCUUGGAGGAGCCCAGGCCACAGUUCCGGGGUGUGAAGCGCUGCAGUCCCGUUACAGGCUGUGAGGAGUUCUACUACCCUCCCUGGAAGAGAGCCCUGUUCAGGUGGCUGGUCAGCCUGCCCAUCUGCCUCCUCUGUCUCUGUUUCGUCUUCCUCGCCAUGCUCCUCUGCCUGGAACUGCAGGAAAUGGUGAUGGAGAUUCCGGAGCUGCCUGGAAUUACAAGAUUCAUUCCUAAGAUACUUCUGGCCAUUACGGUAACCAUAUGUGAUGAGGUGUAUAAGAAGAUUGCCUACUGGCUCAAUGACAUGGAGAACUAUAGACUUCAGAGUGCCUAUGAGAAUAAUCUCAUCAUCAAGAUGGUUUUUUUUGAAUUCAUCAAUUCUUACCUUAGCCUUUUCUACAUCGGAUUCUACCUCAAGGACAUGGAGCGGUUGAAGGAGAUGCUAGCCACUCUGCUGAUCUUUCGCCAGUUCCUGCAGAACAUCAAGGAGGUCCUCCAGCCUUAUCUCUAUGAGCAGAACAAGCUGGGUGUCUUCACCCCAAAGGUCCUUUGGGAGCUUCUCCAAGCCAUCGUACUCAAAUAUGGUCGCCUGGCUCUGGGGAAGGCCCAAGCCUCGAUGACAGCCUAUUCCUUCCUGGGUCCCCGAGGGAUCCCUGUCGGUCACAGUGCCAACAGCAACCCACAGGCAAAGAGAAGGGGGGAUCUGAAGGCCGGAUUCAGACUCUCAGAAGAAGAGUGGGACAUGAGCGACAGCGCUCUGAAACAACGUAAAGUCAGUUUCACUGAGAAGGUUGACUACCAGGACGUUACAAUGGAAGCACAGGCGGGGGAUGACUGCUUCCUCCAGGACAGUCCGACAAUGGUAGAGGAGGGGAUGGAUCCGAGUAUUUUUGACAGUUGUGACGAGGACAGCGAUUGUGAAUUGCUGUCUUAUGAGGCCUCUCCAAUGGAAUCCGUCUCUCUUUGUCAGAGAAGAAAGAACGUAGGCGAGGGGAAAGAGAACAAGAAGUCUUGGAUUGAUCCUCCAGAAGAAUCCAAAACUGUCACACUGACCCAGGCUGAGAUCGAGAGCUGUAUGCAGACAUACGAGGACACGCUGCAGGACUACCAGGAGAUGUUCAUUCAGUUUGGCUAUGUGGUGCUCUUCUCCUCUGCGUUUCCCUUGGCAGCCAUGUGCGCGCUAAUCAACAACAUCAUCGAGAUCCGCAGCGAUGCCCUGAAGCUCUGCACUGGCCUUCAGAGGCCCUUCGGCCGCAGAGUGGAGAACAUCGGACAGUGGCAGACUGCAAUGGAGGCUAUGGGCUUGAUAGCUAUCAUAGUUAACUGUUACCUGAUUGGUCAGUGUGGGCAGCUCCAGCGUCUGUUCCCCUGGUUGAGUCCUGAGAUGACCAUCAUCUCCAUAGUCCUGCUGGAGCACUUUGCAAUCCUCCUAAAGUACGUCAUCCAUGUUGCCAUCCCUGAUAUCCCUGGCUGGGUAGCAGAAGAGAUGGCCAAGCUAGAGUACAGACGAAGGGAAGCUUUCAAGAAGCAUGAGCAGCAGGCCCAGCAACACUUCCAACAGCAGCUCAGACGCCGGCGCGAAGAGGAGGAGCUUCAGCGUCAGGCCGAGCUGCAGGCCGAGGCCCGCCAGGAGAGCGAGUACCACAAGGCAGACAGCCAGCACCAGCAUCACCACGACAAGGCUUCGGGGGGCAAGCCGGGGGACAAGCCUAAGAGACCCAGCUCUCUGCUGGGAAACAACAAUGUCAUGAAGCUGAAACAGAUCAUCCCUCUCCAGGGGAAGUUCUCCUCCGGCACCUCACGCUCACCGGCCCAGUCCCCGACGGGAGGUGAGGCCAAGCUCCCGGGAUUUCUGAAGUUCCUGAAGUCGCCCGAGGCGAAAAAGGAGACAGCAGUGGCAGCUGGAGCAGUGGCGGGGUCAACGGUGACCUCUGCAGUUCUCCCUAGUGGCCAGGAGAGGUCACAGUCCCCCAACAGGACAUUCAGUCCUGGAAAGCUGUUCAGCUUCAGCAAGUCGGAGGGCACCGUUGUUUGUGCCAAUGGGACACAGGCACAGACCCAGGCUGCAGCCACUCAGCCCAACAGGUUUGACUUGAACACAGCCCAAGUGGAAUUACACUCUAGUGAGUCAGACAAAGGUGAGACAAGACAAUUGACUGAUUUAGAAAACCCUGGCUCAAGAAGUUAAUACAUUUUUGGCCAUGCCAAUGUAAUACUAUGAAAUGGAGAGCAAUGUACAAAUGUUCAGGCAACAUUCACUGUACUGCAGGAGAACAGGUGAGUCACACGGACCACAUGUAAAGUCAGCGAGCGGUAGAUUUUCACUCUUGAUGCAUCUUACUUCGCACAAAGUAUUACACCAACACUUGAUUAUCUAGCUUCUACGUAAAAAUAUGUACAGUAAGUGUUUGAAUGAUAAACCUUCACUUGGGGUUUAAAUCCUGCAUGAUUGCCUGGUUUCCAACUGCACCAGAACAGAUUAUGUUGGUGUGAAACUUUUUCUUUUUUUAAACAAAAACAAAACAAAGAAAUGAACCGUAUCAUCAUCGAGCCAGCUUCCCAUUCCAGGUCCGUUUCUCUUUUUGAUGCCUAUAUUGAAUGCAUGCAGCGUCAUGUGCAUGCGUUGUGUGUCCACCACAUCCUUUUCAGUUAAACACUUCCAAUGCCAGUGUAUUCUUCUGCAAUAGGUCCGAUUAUAUUCACUGUGACCAUGAAAAAUAUUCUAUUUUUCUUAAAUUUGAUUUUCUAUGAAUUAUUUUACUACAUAACUUAGUGAAUGUAAUUCUAUGAUGCAAAUAAAUCUCACUUGAACAAACAUCAGUCAAAAGAUGGUGCAUUAGCUGAUUUUGUUUACAGUGAAUAGAUGUCACUGGAUUGUAGACAAUGCUGCUUGGUUGAUUUUUUUCCAGAAAUAUGAUGAAAUGUAUGUAAAGUCAGUUCCUCUAGGAAUUUGUAACCCUUGAGAACAAAACCCCUCUCAUAUAAACCCACUCUAUAUGAAGAUAAUGUCCAAUUACUUUUCUUUCUAUUUAAACCAAUGAACCAACAACAAUGAGUGUUAAUGGGAAGGAGGGUUUUUUGUUGUUUCCUCCCCAAAAAAUGUUGGUUUACUCUGAGUUACAGACCACCUGUAUUUUAUAAUGUACAUAUACAAGAACAAGAUCUGAAAUUGACAAUACAUUUAUACAAUAAACUCAAAGCAAAGCAUUUGAACAAAUUUUUAAACACAUUCCAAACUAAAUCCAAUGAUGUUUCACAAAAGAAUGAACACCCUAUGAAAUGUCUCUAGUUUUAAUCUUACUUGUGAAACUUUGUGUGCAUUCUCCUUGGACUGACUCAAAUAAGCAGCAAACCUGAACAGAUACUCUGUAAACAACAAUCUUUAACAUGUUAAAAUUUACAUGAAUAAACUGUGAGCUAUGCCAAACAUUGAAAA